AUGGAAGGUAAUUAUGAUACCAAUAAAAUGGAUGCGACUAGGUUUGACCUCAUUCUAUACAUGGUGAGACCUUUGACAAUUAUUGAAAAUUUGUUUGGUAAAUUCAGAUAUCGAAAGGUUGGUGGGAACAUAGAAAUAUUAAGUAGAAGAAUGAAGUUUUACGCUAUCUUUCUAGUGAGUUUGAUUGUGGCAGCAUAUUGCAUUAUUUUUGUUAAUGAUCUGCUACACAAAACUCAUAAUGGCAUCAACAAUAUUGUGGACAUAGUAGACGCAGUUAUCGCUCUAAUAAUGAUGAUACAACAUACUCUAUCAAUGGUAGUUUUCUUACAUUACACCAAGAAUAAUGUGAAUAUUAUAAAAUUGAUAGCUGUUAUAGAUGAUAAUCUAAAUAUUUCAAAGAAUAAACAAUUUUAUAAGGAUUCUCGUAGGCUCAUCCAAAUUGGAAUAUCAAUUUUUAUAUUUAUUUAUACACUAUUAGCAAUUUAUGAAUCGAAUGGAAAAUAUGUAUUGCUGAUUGAAAUAUUACUAGGAAUAGUUGAUUUUGAACGCCACCUCGAAGUAAUGGCUUUUUGUAUAUUUAUCAAAACAAUGAAAGACAGAUUGGUUAUUGUAAAUAAAAUUUUGGAACACGUCAUUAUUACAAAAAAUCGUGGGUAUACUUUGAAUAUUCCGGCAAAGACUUUAAAACAAAACGCUGUGUAUGCAGGAUGUACUAUAAAUGAAAGUUCUAUAAUUCGUACAUUAGCCAUAACUUACGAUUUGAUCGGUGAAGCGUGUGAUGAAAUUAACAAAGUUUUCAAAUUCCAUAUUUUCAAAGCACUUUUCACUACAUUUGUAUACAUCAUUAUGACUAUAUGGUCAGCAAUAUACUACAUACGAACGUCAGAAACUUCGGACUCUUUAUUUUUCUUUUUGUGUGUAUUUGAUAUCAUAUCUGUCGGUAUUAUGUCAUACACUUGUGAAGUUUUGCUUAUAAAGCGUAACUCUACUAAGAUCUUGGUAAACGAACUUAUUAUGGACUACGACCUUACCAGGCAAAUGCGAAUCCAGGCAAAAGCUUUUAUGGAGUUAAUCGAAGUGUGGCCAUUGCAGAUUUAUGCAUACGACAUGUUUGCUAUAGACAUAAAGUUAUUACUUAAAUUUAUAAGCGUGUCGACAACAUAUCUGAUAGUAAUCAUUCAAAUUUCGCAUUUUUUCUAA
Molecule: messenger RNA, 1200 nt
Organism: Maniola jurtina (meadow brown)
Lineage: Eukaryota; Metazoa; Arthropoda; Insecta; Lepidoptera; Nymphalidae
Exons: 1
Coding region: 1-1200 (399 amino acids)
Biological process (GO): sensory perception of taste
Cellular component (GO): axon; dendrite; membrane
Source: RefSeq, a predicted model, not a curated record